GCCUGCGCUAUGGCUGAGGAUGGGCUGGCGGCGGGUCCCGGUCCAGUGGCCGGCGCUGCGGGCGGCGGGCCAUGAUGGGUCUGAUUGAGUCGGGUCUGGCCCGGGUGCCCAGCUGGAGGGGGAGGCCGUGAAUGGGCGGCAGAGUCUACGCGGCUCCGUUCGGCUGACUGAGAAGCUGGGCUGGCUGCAGGAAGAAUGACAAGAGCAAACACUUUAAUGUUGCCACAUUGGUAGGAGUGUCCUUGCUGAUACUUGUAAGACUGGCCAGCCUCUCCAGUUUUGCAUCUCACCUGCUCAUUCAUUCAGGAAGAUUUACUGAGCACUUCCAUGAGCCAGGAACCAUGCGGGGCCAGCGAAGCCUACUGCUUGGCCCAGCCCGCCUCUGCCUGCGCCUCCUUCUGCUCCUGGGCUACAGGCGACGCUGCCCACCUCUGCUCCGAAGCCUUGUACAGCGUUGGCGCUAUGGCAGAGUUUGCCUGCGCUCCCUGCUCUACAACUCCUUUGGGGGCAGCGACACUGCUGUUGAUGCUGCCUUUGAGCCUGUUUACUGGCUGGUGGACAAUGUGAUCCGUUGGUUUGGGGUGGUGUUCGUGGUUCUGGUGAUUGUGCUAACUGGCUCCAUCGUGGCCAUCGCCUACCUGUGUGUCCUGCCCCUCAUCCUCCGAACCUACUCAGUGCCACGGCUCUGCUGGCAUUUCUUCUAUAGUCACUGGAACCUGAUCCUCAUUGUCUUCCAUUACUACCAGGCAAUCACCACUCCUCCUGGGUACCCACCUCAGGGCAGGAAUGACAUUGCUACAGUCUCCAUUUGCAAGAAGUGCAUUUAUCCUAAGCCAGCCCGAACUCACCACUGCAGCAUCUGUAAUAGGUGUGUGCUGAAGAUGGAUCAUCACUGCCCUUGGCUAAAUAACUGUGUGGGCCACUAUAACCACCGGUACUUCUUCUCUUUCUGCUUUUUCAUGACUCUGGGCUGUGUCUACUGUAGCUAUGGAAGUUGGGACCUUUUCCGCGAGGCUUAUGCUGCCAUUGAGAAAAUGAAACAGCUGGACAAGAACAAACUUCAGGCGGUUGCUAACCAGACUUACCACCAGACCCCACCACCCACCUUCUCCUUUCGAGAAAGGAUAACUCACAAGAGUCUUGUCUACCUCUGGUUCCUGUGCAGUUCUGUGGCACUGGCCUUGGGUGCUCUAACUGUAUGGCAUGCCAUUCUCAUCAGUCGGGGGGAGACUAGCAUCGAAAGGCACAUCAACAAGAAGGAGAGACGUCGUUUACAAGCCAAAGGCAGGGUUUUUAGGAAUCCUUACAACUAUGGCUGCUUGGACAACUGGAAGGUGUUCCUGGGUGUGGACACAGGAAGGCAUUGGCUGACUCGGGUGCUGUUACCUUCUAGUCACCUACCCCAUGGGAAUGGAAUGAGCUGGGAUCCCCCUCCCUGGGUGACUGCUCACUCAGCCUCUGUGAUGGCAGUGUGAGCCAGACUGACAGUCACAGCCCUUGUUCUGCUGCCUGUGUUGUCAAGAGCCUCCAAAAGGCAGCUUUUUUUUUGGAAAUCUAUGAUCAUAAGAGCCAUUGGGCCUGUCUUAGGGCACUAUGCAGGGACACCUUAAAGACCAAUCUUCUGGCCACUAAAAAAGCAAGAUAUAGUUGGAGAAAUCCUAGCAUUGACAUCCUUUAACUCAGGCAAACAGAAGUUACAGCUCUAGCCCCUAGACUAGGGGUCAGGCAACUAGCUACUUUUCUCCACUAUUGACUGGUCUCUAGGUCACAGCACUGGGGCUAGCUAGUCACCAUCUCUUUCACGUUGGGAAAAGACCUGUCAGACUUGUGAAGAUCCUGGCUUUUCAGUAAGGUAGACAGACACCAGCCUGCUGCCAAGGUCACUGCCAUUUCUCACUUGUUACUGAAGGGAGCAAAAAUAAAGGCAUAUGAUUAAUAAGA
Jaculus jaculus (lesser Egyptian jerboa) is the source of this 1941-nucleotide messenger RNA. It is a transcript of the gene Zdhhc16, whose product is annotated as zinc finger DHHC-type palmitoyltransferase 16. Lineage: Eukaryota; Metazoa; Chordata; Mammalia; Rodentia; Dipodidae. Gene Ontology annotation, biological process: protein palmitoylation. The record is from RefSeq and is a predicted model, not a curated record. Gene Ontology annotation, molecular function: palmitoyltransferase activity. Gene Ontology annotation, cellular component: Golgi apparatus. The transcript has 12 exons. Bases 342 to 1475 code for a protein of 377 amino acids.